GUUCAUUCCAAUAUGAGGAAAGAAGAAUCAGAAGAGAAGAAAGAGAUAGCAAAAGGGGAUUUAACUGAAGAGCAGCAACAGCAGAUGGAGGAAGCAAGAGCAAGAGAAGAAGAAGAAGAAGAGUGGAAGAGACUCCCACCAUGGAGAAAACAGAUAACAGCACGUGGGUUAAUUGCGAGCUUGAUGAUAGGGUCGCUCUACAGUGUCAUAAUAAUGAAGCUAAACCUCACCACAGGCUUAGUUCCAAAUCUUAAUGUCUCUGCAGCUCUUCUUGCCUUUGUUUCAAUUAAGGGAUGGACGAAGGUGCUUCACAAGGCUGGAUUUGUCUCUGUUCCCUUCACACGCCAAGAAAACACAGUCAUCCAGACUUGUGCGGUUGCAUGUUAUACCAUUGCUAUGUCAGGUGGGUUUGGAUCAUACCUGUUGGGAAUGAACAAGAAGACAUAUGAACUGGCUGGGGUUAAUACAGAAGGGAACACUCAGUGGAGCUACAAAGAACCUGGGAUUGGGUGGAUGACUGGUUAUCUUUUCGUUUCUGCCUUUGUUGGGCUCUUGGCCUUAGUCCCUCUCCGAAAGAUCAUGAUAAUUGACUACAAAUUAGCUUAUCCGAGUGGCACUGCAACUGCAGUUCUCAUUAAUGGUUUCCAUACUCCCAAGGGUGAUAAGAUUGCCAAGAAACAAGUUCAUGGGUUUUUGAAGUUCUUUUCAAUCAGUUUCGUAUGGGGUUUCUUUCAAUGGUUUUACUCUGGAGGAGGAGAGCAAAAAUGUGGAUUUUCACAGUUCCCUACUUUUGGAUUGCAAGCUUGGAAGCAAACAUUCUACUUUGAUUUCGACAUGACUUAUGUUGGAGCAGGAAUGAUUUGUUCCCAUCUUGUGAAUCUAUCUUUGCUUCUGGGCUCUGUGAUUUCAUGGGGUAUGAUGUGGCCAUUAAUAAGUAAACUUAAAGGAGAUUGGUAUCCAGAGACUAUACCUGAAACUAGUAUGAAGAGUCUGAACGGCUACAAGGUUUUCAUUGCAAUUGCUCUCAUAUUAGGAGAUGGGCUCUACAACUUUCUCAAGAUAAUGUAUACUAUCAGUAGAAGCGUUCGUGUGGGUUUGAAUAAGAAGAAUCUCAACCCAGAGCAGAAGAAUCAACGCUCAGAUGAACUUCGAAAAAAUGAAUUCUUCAUGAGAGAGAGCAUUCCAGUAUGGGUUGCAGGUGUAGGAUACGUCUUCUUCUCUAUUGUUUCCAUCAUUGUGAUCCCAAUGAUGUUUCCCCAACUGAAGUGGUACUUUGUCAUAGUGGCCUACAUUAUUGCUCCAUCUUUGUGCUUCUGCAAUGCUUAUGGCACUGGUCUAACAGACAUGAACAUGGCUUACAACUAUGGGAAAGUGGCCCUCUUUAUUAUUGCUGCCCUUGUAGGGAAAGACUCUGGUGUUGUUGCUGCACUUGUUGGAUGUGGUUUGAUCAAAGCUGUGGUCCAUAGCUCCGCCGAUUUAAUGCAAGAUUUCAAGACUGGACAUCUCACUCUCACAUCCCCUCGCUCAAUGAUACUGAGUCAGGUUGUUGGAACAGCCAUAGGCUGCAUUAUAGGUCCUCUUUCAUUCUUUCUCUACUAUAAGACCUUUGACAUCGGCGACCCAAAUGGAGAAUUCAAAGCUCCAUAUGCAAUAAUCUAUAGGAACAUGGCAAUUCUUGGAGUCGAAGGCUUCUCUGCUCUGCCCCGACAUUGCUUGCAGCUAUGUUAUGGCUUCUUUGCAUUUGCAGUGGGGACAAACUUGCUAAGAGACCUUUCCCCACCCAAGAUUGGGAAAUUAGUGCCACUACCAAUGGCCAUGGCAGUACCCUUUCUCAUUGGAGCCUCCUUUGCCAUUGAUAUGUGUGUUGGGAGCUUGAUUGUGUAUGCUUGGCAUAAGCUUGACAAGAAGAGGGCUAGUAUGAUGGUUCCAGCAGUUGCAUCAGGGUUGAUAUGUGGGGAUGGGCUAUGGAUUCUCCCUUCAGCCAUUCUAGCUAUGGCUAAGAUUAAUCCUCCCAUCUGCAUGGCAUUCUUUCCUUUCCAAAAGUAACACAAUAGAGGAAGAACUACAUGUAGGAAGAAGGAUGGUAGCUAUGUAAGAGAACACUAAUAUUAGGAAUAAUACUGCAGCAUUGUUGUAUCAAGCUGAGUGACAUUGAUCUAGAGCUGAUUUUGAAUGAGCUCAGGUUUUAGAAGAGAUUAUUGGUUGUGAUAUUGAAUACACACACACACAUAGUUACAGUAUAUAAGUGUACAUCUGUUCAUGUGGAAAGCUCAAGGAUUUAUGUGAUGCAAGUCUUAUCAAACAAAUUUUAAGGCUUAACA
Molecule: messenger RNA, 2321 nt
Organism: Telopea speciosissima
Lineage: Eukaryota; Viridiplantae; Streptophyta; Magnoliopsida; Proteales; Proteaceae
Product: metal-nicotianamine transporter YSL2-like
Exons: 8
Coding region: 13-2046 (677 amino acids)
Biological process (GO): seed development; response to iron ion
Cellular component (GO): plasma membrane
Molecular function (GO): iron-nicotianamine transmembrane transporter activity; oligopeptide transmembrane transporter activity
Source: RefSeq, a predicted model, not a curated record